Cladophialophora immunda is the source of this 2380-nucleotide messenger RNA. RefSeq names its product gamma-glutamyltransferase, variant. The transcript is spliced from 3 exons. Bases 494 to 2143 code for a protein of 549 amino acids. Lineage: Eukaryota; Fungi; Ascomycota; Eurotiomycetes; Chaetothyriales; Herpotrichiellaceae. The record is from RefSeq and is a predicted model, not a curated record.
AAGUCCCCCUCCACAGAAGAGGACUUUGGGAGCCAUUGACUGCAGCCAGAAGGUCAAGUAUAAUCCAUUUUUUCGUCCUGCUUCUUCAUUUCAUACUGGGGCCUUUCCGCAUUGAAAAUCUGCAGGACUGUCCGGCGUCAUCAACUUCGCGACUCCCUCGUCCAAGCCAAACCCUCCGCCUCGCAGUCUCGGAUCCCUCCUACAGCCUCAGGCCAGUUACAACGAUGGGUUCAACAGGCAAAGACAUGAAGGUGGAGGCCGUCUUCCCCGGUACUACGUCGAUGUUUAUGAAGUUCCCGAGCAGAAGGAGCGUGGUCCAUAGCACACAGGGUAUGGUCGCAUGCACGCAGCCUUUGGCCGCCGAGGCAGGGCAAAGGAUCUUGAAGAUGGGAGGGAACGCCGCUGAUGCUGCUGUCGCAGUCGGUAUGUCGAGAACCUUUGUUGUCCUGCUCGGAUUUUCCUCUCUGACGCCCCACCAGCUGCUGCGUUGAACAUGACUGAGCCCAGCUCGACUGGGAUCGGGGGAGACAUGUUCUGUCUCUUCUUCGAUGCGAAGACAAAGAAGGUCCAUGCGCUCAACGGCUCGGGGCGUAGCGCGAAGAACACCACGCUGGAACAAGUGAGGAAAGAGCUGGGCCUGUCCUCGUCACAGAACGGCAAGAUUCCCGUCCAGAGUGCGCUGUCCGUGACGGUUCCUGGCGCGCCUGGGGGAUGGGUGGACGCCGUCGAGAAAUUCGGGAGCGGGAAAUUGAGCUUGGAGCAGAUCCUCACGCCGGCAAUUGAACUGGGCGAGAACGGGUUCCCCGUCAGCGAGCUCUCUGCAAUGUGGUGGCACGAAGGUGAACAAGGCCUCCGAAAUGCCUCACCCAAUUUCCGUGAAAUGCUCAAAAGAGACAAACACUCGGAAGAUUUCGUUCGGGCUCCUCGGGCUGGUGAGAUCAUGAAGAAUCCAUGUCUGGCAAGGACAUUUAGAACAUUGGCGGCAGAAGGGAAGAAGGGAUUCUACACGGGGAGGAUCGCCCAAGCCAUCGUCGACGUCCUCAAACUUAGAGAUGGGCAUAUGGAACUUUCGGACCUGGAGGACCAUCUGAACCGGGGCGCCCAGGAGACUGAACCUAUCUCAUUGAGAUUCAGCGCUCAGAACGUCAAGAAGAUGGGGGCUCAGCGAGUGACGAACGGGUCACCAGACGAUCACUUUGUCGAACUGUGGGAGCAUCCGCCCAAUGGGCAGGGGAUAGUUGCUCUCAUGGCCCUCGGCAUCGUGGAAGAGCUCGAGCGGACGAAGCAGAUCCCCACAUUUGCCCAGGAGGACCACAACAGUGCUGCACACUUGCAUGCCGUGAUCGAGGCGCUUCGGAUAGCUUUUGCGGACGCCAGCUGGUGGGUGACGGAUCCAGACUUUAUGCCGGUCAAGCCAGCAGACAUGAUCUCACGGCCAUAUUUGGCAGAACGGGCCAAGCUGUUCAACAAGGAAAAGGCUGGCGUUUACAGCAAUGGCCAGCCAGGACCCAGCCCAGCUCAGAAUCAUAGCGACACCGUAUACUUCGCCGUGGCCGACAAGGAGGGCAACGGCAUGAGCUUCAUCAAUUCCAUUUACGAAGGGUUCGGAUCUUUCAUCAUCCCUCAAGGCUGCGGGUUUAACCUACAAAACCGAGGGUCGAACUUCGAACUGGGACCGCCCGAUCAUCCAAACAUCUAUCAGGGGGGGAAGAGACCUUACCACACGAUUAUCCCGGGAAUGAUCACCCACGGCACAGAAGGGGAGCGGGAACUGCACUCCGUGUACGGAGUGAUGGGCGGUUUCAUGCAGCCGCAGGGUCACCUCCAAGUGCUGCUCAACAUGGAGGUCUUUGGCAUGAACCCGCAACAAGCCUUGGACGCCCCCAGAAUAUGCAUUGGCGCGGGCAUGCCUGACCAAACUGAUCCGACCGCGGGAACUGUUUAUCUGGAAGAAGGCAUCGAUGAGGCAGUGGUCAAGGCACUGAAGCAGAUGGGCCACGAUGUCGAGGUUCUCCAGGGAUUCAGCCGAGCCAGAUUCGGUCGAGGGCAGAUUAUUCGGAGACAUGUUGACGAGGACACUGGCCUGGUGGUGUACAGCGCCGGGAGUGACAUGCGAGGUGAUGGGUGUGCUUUGCCAGGGUAGAAGAUGAUAUUGAAUACCUACAAGUAGGCUACCAAAGGCUAUCCAAUACCUCUGUACCUGCGUCGGUGGUGUGCUUUUCAGCCAGCCACACAGUCAGCCUCACUCUUUGCCGAGCAGCCACCCGGGGGAUCGGGGGGACGAUCUUGCCUACCUAGUUGACUUAGUUAGGCUUGAGCCUUGCGCCAGCGGGCUUGGGAGCGACGGCUUCCCGAAUACGAGCCUUGCUUGACCCUGCUC